AUGGAAUAGGAAAUAGAACAAGUUUAGAAGAUAUAGCCAGUGGAGUAAGAGGAGUAGCAGACUCAAGAACAGGAGCAAAGCAACAACAAUCUAAAGGUACCAGAACCUAAGGAUGAUGAUGAUGAUUUUUAAGAUGAUUUAAACAAGUCUUACGAGUCUAUGAAGAGUGAUGAGAAAGACCCAUUGCAUUACAAUAUUGAUUCUGACAAUGAACCACCAACAGACACAGUAGGAGAUAAGAUUACUGUAAUUAAGAAGGGUCAAGCCAUCAAGGAGAUUUUAGAGGUAGGAGAGGGUCUAGGAAAGCCUGGAAGACCUUAUGAGGUUCUAAUUAGCUACGUUGGCUACUUCCAUGAUAAAGUAGAGUUCUGUAGACAAGAUGAGCCUAUACGAAUGGUUUUAGGUGAUGCUGCAUAUCCUCACGGGCUUUGGAAAUGUAUCGAACAUAUGAGAAGAGGCGAGAAAGCUAAAAUCAUGAUUAAACCUAAAUGGGCAUUUAAACAUCCAGAAUAUUAAGAAUAUCUAAAUUUCCCACCAGGAUGGGAUGAGGGAGAAAAUAAAGAGAUUCUUAAGAAAAGAAGAGUUUAUUAUGAAGUCAAGCUUUAUGACUGGAUAGUUAGGCAUGAUUUGAAUGCUGAUGGCAUGCUGAUAAAAACCGUUCAUGAUAGAGGAGUAGGGUAUGAUAGGCCUUUUGAUUUUGACGAACUUACUCUUGACCUAAAACUAUACCAAAUAAUAGAUGGAUAGGAAGUAGUCUAUCAAAGGCUUGAGAAUUAAGAGACACUGAUGUAUAACAAAGAACACAUAUCCUACACUGUGAAGAAGAUUCUAUAGUCCAUGAAAACAAAGGAAAGAGUAUCCUGCUUAGUCCGACCAAAAUUUUUAUUAGAAAAGGAUUAAGAACUAGUUCAUAAAUAUGGAAUAUUGACAGAUAGAGUUUUGCAUGUUGAUAUUGAUAUGAAGGAAUUAGUUAGAGUGGAAGAUCUUUACAAGGACUAGACUACAUUUUAUAAGACUCUAAAGAAAGGCUUUGGAACUGCUUCACCCUAUAUGGACUGUCUAGUUGCUCUUAAGGUGAAGAUUGAAGUUGAUGGAGAAGUCAAGUUUAUCCACAAUAACUUUGAUUAGCUAGAUUACACAGUUUUGAAGAGAGAAACAAACGCAGACGACGAGGAGGUAGACGUUUAGGAGCCAAUAUUCCCUGAUAAUGAAUUUGAAAGAUUCGAUCUCGAGGAUUACACUGUACCCUCUAUUAUUAGAAAGAUACUGAAAACUACUAAACUCAGAGAAGUAGUUUAAGUCAGAACAAUCAGAAGAGACAAGUUUGAGAACUACUUUGAUGAUAACACCAAAUGCUUCAAGAAGGAGCAGCUCUAGUCCUUCUAGAAAGAGUUAGUUAUCACCUUCGCCUUGCUAGGCUUCCAGCAAAAAGACUACAUCUUUAAGCUCCUGAUAUCAGAGAAGGUCGAGAGAUUCAAUUACUUGAAGUCCGUGGCCACUAAGUUCUACAAGCUUGGAAACCUCAAGAAAGCCUUGAAAAUUUACCUUAAAAUUAACGCCUACUUCAGAUCUAAGGACGCCAGAAAUAACUUCCAAAAGGAAGAUGAGUAAUAGCUGGAAUUCAGGGACAACAAGGAUGAACUCAGCAGCAUUAGCAAGGUUAUUCUCACUAAUAUAAGCAUCAUUCAUUUGAAAAAGAAAGACUACAAGGAAGUGGUCAAGUAUGCUGAUGAUGUAAGUCUAAUUAACCAUUAAUCUUAAUAGGCCCUGGAAGUUGAUCAUAAAUACUCUAAAGCCCUUUUCCUGAAAGGUAGAGCUUUGGUGGAGAUGACUGAGUAUACUCAAGCAAUCGAAGUCUUCAAGGAUCUUUUGGAGUUUGAACCAGAAAAUGAAGAGGCUUAGAAGGAAUUACAGAGAGUGGAGACUCUAUACAAGAAGUACUAAGAUAAAGAAACCAAGAUGUUCCAAAAGAUGUUCUCUUAGUGA
Molecule: messenger RNA, 1986 nt
Organism: Stylonychia lemnae
Lineage: Eukaryota; Ciliophora; Spirotrichea; Sporadotrichida; Oxytrichidae
Source: the annotation of a GenBank genome assembly